CCCCGCGCGCCCGCCCACAGUGGGUGAGAGGUCGGCGGGCGGGCGCGUGGCCCGAGGGCAGCGGACCAUGGCGGCGGAGGCGGCGCCCGUCAGCCCGCUCAAGAACCUGCUGGCCGGCGGCUUCGGCGGCAUGUGCCUGGUGUUCGUGGGGCACCCGCUGGACACCGUCAAGGUCCGACUGCAGACACAGCCCCCGAGUUUGCCUGGACAGCCCCCAAUGUACUCUGGGACCUUUGACUGUUUCCGGAAGACUCUUAUGAGAGAGGGCAUCACGGGGCUGUAUCGGGGCAUGGCUGCCCCCAUCAUCGGGGUCACCCCCAUGUUCGCUGUGUGCUUCUUUGGGUUUGGUUUGGGGAAGAAACUGCAACAGAAAUGCCCAGAAGAUGUGCUCAGCUACCCCCAGCUGUUUGCAGCUGGCAUGUUAUCCGGUGUGUUCACCACGGGAAUCAUGACCCCUGGAGAACGGAUCAAGUGCUUGUUGCAGGUUCAGGCCUCUUCAGGGCAGACCAAGUACACUGGUGCCCUGGACUGUGCGAGGAAGCUGUGCCAGGAGUCCGGGAUCCGAGGCAUCUACAAGGGAACUGUGCUCACCCUCAUGCGAGAUGUCCCAGCCAGUGGGAUGUACUUCAUGACCUAUGAGUGGCUGAAAAACAUCUUCACUCCGGAGGGAAAGAGCGCCAAUGAGCUCAGCGUGCCUAGGAUCCUGACGGCAGGGGGCAUGGCAGGGAUCUUCAACUGGGCCGUGGCGAUCCCCCCCGACGUGCUCAAGUCCCGCUUCCAGACCGCGCCUCCUGGAAAAUACCCCAACGGCUUCAGAGAUGUGCUGAAGGAGCUGAUCCGGAACGAGGGGGUCAUGUCCUUGUACAAGGGGUUCAAUGCAGUGAUGAUCAGAGCCUUCCCGGCCAAUGCGGCCUGUUUCCUGGGCUUUGAAGUAGCCAUGAAGUUCCUUAAUUGGGCCGUCCCCAACUUGUGAAGCGGAAGGCCGCUCAGGGCUUUUGGAUGGAGGUUGGAAGCCAUCGCCAAGGAGCAGCAGCGGGCAGGACAGGCUGCCCCCAAGGGGGAGGGGAGGGGGGUGGGAUCAGAGCUGCAGGUGGACUUGUCAAGACCGCUGCCUUAAUGACAUCCUUUGUCUGCUCUCAUUGGGUGUGCCCUGUUGAAACUAGAAUUCACUCUCGUCAAUUUAAGGGAUCUCAGGGGGAGAUACAGUAAAUAGCUUCUAGACCAGUUUGCCCCUGCGGCCAGGGAGCUGUCUGCUGGCUGAGCAGUGCCCCCGCUACACCCAAAAUACUCCUUGAGAAAGGGAAUCACAGCCCCUCACUGGAGGCACUACACAUGUUUCCAACCAGUGGACCUGGAGCACGGGUCUCCUUCCGUCCCUAGCCAGGAACACCCACCAGAUCUCCAAGGUAUGUCUUGUCCUGGCUGCACAUGGGGGUGUGCACUUGAGGCCCAAGUUCCUCUGUCCCGGAGGACUGAGUAAAUGUGCCUGGGGCAGGUAGCGUGUUGAUGGGAGGGUGGAUGUUUUUCCACACAUGCAAGUAAUCAAAAUUAAAAUGACACUGGCCCAUUUCCCAUUACUGUGACCGGGUGGAGAGCUUGGGAUGAACAGGGCCAGCCCUGGGGUCAGUGAGGAAGCCUGGGGUAGGAAGACUCCUUUCCUUCUGUACUGUCUCCCACAAGAGCACCCUGUUCUAACAGAAAACAAUAAAUGCUGUUUCUCAUUUUU
Molecule: messenger RNA, 1726 nt
Organism: Manis javanica (Malayan pangolin)
Lineage: Eukaryota; Metazoa; Chordata; Mammalia; Pholidota; Manidae
Gene: SLC25A20
Product: solute carrier family 25 member 20
Biological process (GO): carnitine transmembrane transport; mitochondrial transport
Cellular component (GO): mitochondrial envelope
Molecular function (GO): O-acyl-L-carnitine transmembrane transporter activity
Source: RefSeq, a predicted model, not a curated record